AUGACUUACAAUGAUUCUAUGUUCUUACCGCCGUGGUUAACGUGGUCAAAUGAUUUCAUUAACACUGAAAAUUGGGAUGAAUACAACGAUCAACUUGUCUUUAAACACCCCGGUGGUCAUGUAUGCUUACCAACAGAAAUUGCUCAAAGUGUCAAACUAUGGAAAAGACCUGGCGAAAUAUUUAGCAGUGAUGGACUUGUCGUUCAAACUAAAGGAAAUGCAAACGAUAUUGAUAACUUAUUGACCGUCAAUGAAUCGCUAAUGAAUGUUAAAGUUUAUCGGUGGAUACUUUAUCACAUUGUGUUAUAUACGUCACGAUUUAAAAAUAAGUGGCCACAACCAUGGCAUCCAUCUAAUCUAGUAUUUUCCUGUUGCAAAACUGAAGUGGCCUGGAAUAAAAAAUCAAAACCCGAGUAUAAUCCGUUUGGAAAAUAUUGGCUAAAAUUAUUUUACAUGGGAAAGUUCCGUAUGAUAUGCGUUAGCGAUCAUUUACCAAUCAGUGCCGACGGCCGCAUUUUAUUACCUCUGUGCGAAGACAAAAAAGUUCUAUGGCUACCAUUACUUGUCAAAGGACUGUUACGUAUUUACUCGCUGACCGAUGAGUUUGAUCAAUUCAAUACAAUAACAUGUCUAACUGGAUGGUCUUGUAUUCAAAAAAAUUGCCAACUCAUUUCAAAAGAAAAUGUAUGGUCAUCGAUUUUAUCGCAUUCAUCAUAUUCGGUUUUGGAUACUGAAAAUUUAGAUUCAGACAGCAAACAAAAAAAUAAAAAUAUCUCUAAACAUGAAGAUUGUUUCCAGUUAAGGACUAUCACAGGCACACAAUUAUGUCACUACGAUGAACUUAAGUCAAUUUAUGGAGCCAAUCCUCCGAACUCAAUAGUUGUUGGACUUACAUUGACACCAACUAUCUGUAAAGAAAAUAACUCUAAACCAUUGAGCGGAUAUUCACAACCACUGUUUUUGAAUUACGCCAAAAUGAUAAAAAAUAAAUCAUUACCAACUUGGAAAAAAUAUCGAUGGACAAAAUGGGCAACUGACAAUAAUUUAAUCAAAAAGCAUGAACUGAAUGAUUUUAUGAGAUUGGUGAAUGUCUAUGCACCGUGUACCACCGUAUUGAAUCAAACGUCUCCUUUGAUGAAACUCCUGAAUAAAUAUAAAUCGAAUCGAGACGAAAAUCAAUACGAGCUUGAUUUUUCAUACUUAAAACCGUUUACUUCGUAUAUCAAUUUUACAUCAAAAAAAUAUCAAUCGUUUCGGUUUUUUAAGCCAGUCAUUUUUCAACAAGAAGAAAGUCCGGUGUACGACAUCGACCCGUCCACACAAAAUAAUUGCUGCGCCUAUUUACACUUCGAGUCACCUUAUUGCCAGUCAAUGCUGUUCACAUUAUCAGUUUGCAAAAACUAUACUAUCCAUAACGGUAAUAUUGAACUAGACGCGCCUUCAAACCGCUAUGCAAUUGAGUUUCCAUAUAUUAACGUGGAACAAUUUCUCUGGUAUGAAACGAAACUUCCGACACCGCUGUCUACCAUUCGCUCCAGAGGAGUGUCAAACGUCGUGAUAAAUUUUAAACCUGGAGUAAACGUGUUGAAAAUAUGGGGCGAACUGCCGGCCAAGUAUUCGCUGACAAUCGAAUCGACAGCAGACUUUUCCCUCUUACAUACGGUGCAAACCGUUUACGAAAAACUCAUCGAUAAACCCAAAUCGUUGACGUCCUUACUCGAGACUAUAAAGCAAACGUUUUCACGCCUAUGUUCCACGGAGCCAAAUACAGGUGAUCGUGGAAAAAACUUACUCAGAUUUUACUCUUCGUUUAUGCCCUAUUCUGUUAAUAACGAAACCGAAUUGAAGAAGAUUGAAAGAUUAUCGAAUAUUUCGAAACAAGUUCAAACAGCCAUGGUAAAAUGUUUAGGGAAUAAAUUCUCUAAUGAUGUACAAUUAACAACAGAAUUGUACACGGAACUACAAGAAUUAUUACAAAACAAGUCAUUAGGGUUAAAAGAAAUUUCUGCAUUAGGUUUAAAACAAAAACCAACAACGCAAAAAUCAAAACCUGCUCAAAAUCAUCAUAAAAAAAUAAAAAAUGAGAAGUCUAUAGUGAUUAAAAAAUCGGUUAUCAAAUCAAAAAUAAACCAUGGUAAAAGCUCUCCUGUGUCAGCUGUAUCCAAAGUGCAUUCUAAACCAACAACAUCAAAAAUUAUUUAUGCACAUAUGUUUGAAGUAUUAUGCUAUGUUUUCCAUUCUGAUGAGAUUGAUUUAAAUGAAUAUCAUUUUAAAAAUGAUUUAUUUAAUUAUUUGGUUAAUAUUAUUUUCGAUGAAAAUACAACAAAACCUAUCGAUACAUUGUUGUUGUUUCGUCUAGAACUCAAUACACAUUCUACAUCAGAAUUGGUGCCAACAAUUAUCAAAUUUUCAAAUAAAAAUAACAGCAAUUUUACUACUAGUAUAACGCUGAUAGAUAACGAUACUCAAAUGGAAGUAACAACAAUGAACAUUGAUAUGAACAUGUAUAUGGUUCGUAAUACCAUUAAGGGAUACACGCUAAUAGGGUGGUCUUCGGAAAAAAUCGUAGAUUACAAAAAUUUUAACUAUAAACUUGAAUUAUUCGGACGACCGUACGAAAUAUUACACUCGUGUGGAACGCAAAAAGAUUAUAGUCUACAGAAAUAUAACACAACGAUUUGUGAUAAUACUUACACACCCGAAUACGUUAUUAAACAUGUAAAAAAGAGGUUUUACAUGCCUAAUGCUGAGAACCUAUUAGCUAGAGCACUUCUGAACAUCGAAAAAGCAGCUUUAUUCACAAUAUACUGUCAUCUAGAACACUUAGAUGAUGUAAUGAUGGAAAUUCGAGUAGUAGACUUAAAUCUUACUGACGGUAGUUCUACAGUAUAUGCGUCAUCUCGUGCACGUGGAAAAACAGCAUUGAUUUCAGCUAUAUUUUUAGAUCCGAAUCUCAACAAUAAUAUUAAUAUGUUGCUAACAAAUACAUCGUGUAUCUUUUCAGAUUCAAAAGAAUCUGAAACAAAAGAAUCUGAAGCUGAAAACUUGACGAGUAUUGUAUUUGUUAUCGAGGUUAUUUUAAUCAAGAACAUUGACAUCGAUUACAUUAAUAUACGAAAUGAUAUAAACCAGUAUGAUUGGACAAUUUCGUGUACUUACGAUAAGAAAGCCACAGGUAUCACACUCGAAGCAACUGAUGUAGAUUAUAAUUUCCAUUUUAUCAGUUCAAUACCACAUCAAAUUCAACCACCUAUCAUUUUACAGAAAUCGCAAAAUAAAAUAAUACCUACUAUAUCAAAUUCAAAUUUUACUAAUAAAAUUGAUAAAAAUGAUAGUUUAACACCAAGUUUGAGUUUCCACGAAAUGUUUGAACUUAUGACAGCUAAUCAAGAUUUAAUCAAAGAACAAGUUAUGGAUAAUGAUUCAAAUGAGUUAUUUAUUGAAAAAAUAACUGUGCUUAUAAAUAAAAUAAAAGAAAUAACUAACCAGCAAGAUAUUACUAUGAACCUUUUAAGUUCGGCCAUGGAGAAUAAAGCUGAAAGCCGUCUUAAUUCGGUUGAUGAAUUAAACAAACAAGUCUUAAAUUUACUUCAACUUCAGCGUAAAUCGAAUAUGAACGUAAAGCAAUCACGGAUGAUGAAAAAGAAGUCACGUAUUAAUUAG
Melanaphis sacchari is the source of this 3663-nucleotide messenger RNA. RefSeq lists its product as uncharacterized. Gene Ontology annotation, molecular function: calcium-dependent cysteine-type endopeptidase activity. Lineage: Eukaryota; Metazoa; Arthropoda; Insecta; Hemiptera; Aphididae. Gene Ontology annotation, biological process: proteolysis. The transcript has 21 exons. The record is from RefSeq and is a predicted model, not a curated record. Bases 1 to 3663 code for a protein of 1220 amino acids.